Messenger RNA from Xenopus tropicalis (tropical clawed frog), 5945 nucleotides. RefSeq names its product zinc finger FYVE-type containing 9 (gene zfyve9). Bases 364 to 4326 code for a protein of 1320 amino acids. NCBI's taxonomy places the organism in Eukaryota, Metazoa, Chordata, Amphibia, Anura, Pipidae. The record is from RefSeq and is a predicted model, not a curated record. Gene Ontology annotation, molecular function: 1-phosphatidylinositol binding; metal ion binding. The transcript has 18 exons. Gene Ontology annotation, cellular component: early endosome; early endosome membrane; cytoplasm.
CCCUAUCCCGAGGCCGCUGUAAGACCGCCUCCUCCCGGGCAGGGGGCGCUGGAAGUUUCCCGGUCCUUCUCUCGCCUCUCCAUUCUCUCGUCGGGCCGGACAUGGCAGUGACAGUAGUGCAAGUGGAGUACGGUGCCCGGCCGCUAAUUAGGCAACAGAAGCCAAACGGCGUUGAAGCGAGCCCGGCUCGGAGGAGUCUAGAAGCUGUGUGAGGUUCUCAGCUCACACAGAGCCGCUCGUUUCUGUAGGUGUGCGAACGUAGCGGAGGGAGGGGAAACCUGCGGCUCCGGUCGGAGCCUGUGCUGCCCGCUCGGCAUGAGGAGCUUGCGGCCCCAGACAAAAGUCUAAAAAGGUUCGUAACCAAUGGAGAACUAUUUUGAGGAAGAAUCGUACAACCUGGAUAAAGUAUUAGACGAAUUUGAAAAGAACGAAGAUGAGACUGUCUCUCCAAAGCUGUUAGAUGCAAAGUGGAAUCAAAUCAUAGAACCACAUUCCCAUAGAGUCCCUGAAAACCCAGCUCUUGACAAUGUCUGUAAAUCAAUCAUUGCUAUUGAAGCUCAUCUCAAAGUCAGGUCACCCAGCUUGACAGCCCUUGAGAUAUCCACAUUUGUGAAUGGAGAAGUUAGUAUAGUGGCACCAGAAAUGCCCAAAAUGGUGAUAGGAGACACCAUAAUGGCAGAGGAUUCAUUUUUUAAUAACACUGGUCCCUCUGAAAUUGUAUGCAACCCAUCAACUGUGGAAAGUCAGAGUUUACAAGUUUUAGAUGAUGUAUCAGUGAGUAUUCACAAUGAAAAAAGUGUUCUGCUCGACGAUGGAUUCUCUCCAUGCAGUAGCCCGAAAACUGUUAUAAACCCUGUCUGCUUGACCAUGGAUAAUGAAACACCCUUGCACGAACAGAUAAUUGUUAAUGACAAAGACAAAGAAACUGUAUCAAUUUCAGUUCUUCCAACAAUCAUACAGGAUACUGCUAACUUAAGCACAGACCUAGCUCUUAAUAAACCCAGCACUGAAGAACCUUAUACAGCAUUAAAAGAAACCACAUCAGUCAUUCUGCCUGAAACGCCUUAUUCCACAUGUGCUGUCCUUUCCUUUGAAAAUAACAAGGUACCCAGCUGUCAAUUAAAUAAUACAGAUCUACUCAGCGUUUCACCAGUAGUUGAAGCAUGUAGUGAGCAGCAGCCAAAACAUACAUCUUCCUCCCAUGAAGAAAAACUUUUUGCAGGUGUGCCUGCAACAGCAUCCUUUCCAGCCACUGCUGUGGAAACUGUGCUAAAUAAUGAGGCUCUCCAUAGUGCUGAAUCUUUUGACAUUGUUGUAAAGAACUUUUCUGACUCUUGUGUGAUUAAUGGUGACUUCUCAAAAACUAGUGGACUAUCACAUGAAAGCAAUGAAAAGUUUUAUGCAAGUAAAAUGUUUCAAGGAGGGAUAGAUACUAAUGUCUUAUUGGAAGAUACAUGCAUAGCUUCUAAAGAAGGAAUGGAUUUGCAUGAAGAAAAUGGAACUAAUGCACCACUGUUUCUGUACAAUGGGUGUGAUUCCUAUGGAAUAAAAAACCCUGCUGUAGCUCAUAACCCAAAGAAUUUACCAUCGAAAGAAGAUUCUGUGACCGAAGAAAAGGAAAUUGAAGAAAGCAAGUUAGAAUACUACACUGGUAUUUAUGAACAACAGAAGGAAGAUGAGGUUACAGAGAGGAGUGGACUCCUGUUAAAUGCCAAGGUUGACCAAAUGAAGAACAAUUUGCAUAGUCUUUGUAGUCAGGUUUCAUCCAUGCAUGGGCAAACAUCACCAAAAAAGGGCAAGAUUGUGCAAUCCCUCAGUGUUCCAUAUGGUGGAGCACGCCCAAAGCAGCCAACUCAUCUUAAACUCCAUAUUCCAAAGCCAUUGUCUGAAAUGUUACAGAGUGAUCUCAUUCCUCCAAAUGCUGGUUGCAGCUCUAAAAACAAAAAUGACAUGUUAAACAAGUGUAAUCAAGGGGAUAAUCUGAUGUCAGAAUCAUUACGUGAGGAAUCUUCAGUGCGCAGCCCUGUUACUGAUGCUAAUGGUGAAGUCCCUGGCAGCCUGUGCCUUGCAGUGUCUCCAGACAGCCCAGACAACGAUCUGCUCGCUGGGCAGUUUGGGGUACCCAUCUCUAAGCCAUUUACUACUCUAGGGGAAGUGGCUCCUGUCUGGGUGCCUGAUUCCCAUGCACCAAACUGCAUGAAGUGCGAGGCCAGGUUUACGUUUACCAAAAGGAGGCAUCACUGCCGAGCUUGCGGAAAGGUGUUUUGUGCUGCUUGUUGCAGUCUAAAAUGCAAACUUCAGUACAUGGAUAAAAAGGAGGCUCGUGUGUGUGUUAUUUGUCAUUCUGUGCUUAUGAAUGCUCAAGCGUGGGAGAAUAUGCUAAGUGCAUCAGUCCAAAGCCCAAAUCCAAAUAAUCCUGCUGAAUACUGCUCAACUAUUCCUCCCAUGCAGCAGGCACAAGCUUCAGGAGCAUUGAGUUCACCACCUCCCACCGUCAUGGUACCAGUGGGAGUGUUAAAACAUCCAGGAACUGAAGGGUCGCAGUCAAAGGAACAGCGGCGUGUUUGGUUUGCAGAUGGAAUAUUACCUAAUGGAGAGACUGCAGACUCAGAAAAAGCAAAUGGAACUGCAGUGGCAGGGACACUUACUGUGUCACAUACCAACAAUUCUGCAUCUUCAGAGUCUGAGAACACUUCUGGAUUCUGUGGCAGUAUAACUCAGGUUGGCAGUGCAAUGAAUCUUAUUCCGGAAGAUGGGCUUCCUCCUAUACUUAUUUCUACUGGAGUAAAAGGAGAUUACGCAGUUGAGGAGCGCCCUUCCCAGAUGUCUGUGAUGCAGCAGCUAGAGGAUGGAGGACCAGAUCCUUUAGUUUUUGUUCUAAAUGCAAAUCUUUUGGCCAUGGUUAAGAUUGUGAACUAUGUUAACAGGAAAUGCUGGUGCUUUACUACAAAGGGAAUGCAUGCAGUGGGCCAGGCUGAGAUUGUAAUCCUAUUGCAGUGCCUGCCUGAUGAGAAGUGCCUGCCGAAGGACCUGUUUAGCCAUUUUGUCGAACUGUACCGGGAGGCGCUUGCGGGUAAUGUUGUGGGGAAUCUGGGCCAUUCCUUCCUGAGCCAGAGUUUCCUGGGUAGUAAGGAACAUGGUGGAUUUCUUUAUGUAACGCCGACCUACCAGUCUCUCCAGGACCUGGUUCUUCCUGCAGAGCCGUACUUGUUUGGAAUCCUUAUUCAAAAGUGGGAGACUCCAUGGGCCAAAGUGUUCCCCAUACGGCUUAUGCUGCGUUUAGGUGCAGAAUACAGAUUGUACCCGUGCCCACUCUUCAGUGUUCGAUUCAGAAAACCUCUAUUUGGGGAAACUGGACACACCAUCAUUAAUGUUCUAGCUGAUUUCAGAAACUAUCAGUAUACUCUGCCAGUGGUGCAGGGCUUGGUGGUGGAUAUGGAGGUCAGAAAAACCAGCAUCAAAAUCCCCAGCAACAGAUACAAUGAGAUGAUGAAAGCGAUGAACAAAUCCAAUGAGCAUGUGCUUGCCAUAGGUGCAUGCUUCAAUCAGAUGGCUGACUCUCACCUUGUGUGUGUGCAGAAUGAUGAUGGCAAUUACCAGACCCAGGCCAUUAGUAUCCACAAACAGCCACGUAAAGUGACUGGGGCCAGCUUUUUUGUCUUCAGUGGGGCUCUAAAGUCUUCUUCCGGCUACCUGGCCAAAUCCAGCAUUGUAGAAGAUGGGGUAAUGGUUCAGAUCACCGCAGAGAGCAUGGAUGCCCUCAGACAGUCCCUUAGGGAGAUGAAGGACUUCACCAUUACAUGUGGAAAAGCUGAUGCAGAGGAGACACAGGAGCAUGUCUAUGUCCAGUGGGUGGAGGAUGACAAGAAUUUCAACAAAGGCGUUUUUAGUCCGAUUGAUGGCAAAUCAAUGGAGUCUGUGACCAGUGUCAAGAUUUUUCAUGGCUCAGAAUACAAAGCUAGUGGUAAAAUCAUUCGCUGGACAGAGGUCUUCUUUCUGGACAAUGAGGAGCAACAGAGCGGCCUGAGUGACCCUGCUGACCACAGCCGAUUGACUGAAAAUGUGGCUAAAGCAUUCUGCUUAGCACUUUGCCCACACCUUAAGCUACUGAAGGAAGAUGGAAUGACCAGGUUGGGGCUAAGGGUCUCACUGGACUCAGACCAGGUUGGAUACCAAGCAGGAAGCAAUGGGCAACCCCUGCCUGCCCGAUACACCAAUGAUUUGGACGGUGCCUUGGUACCAGUGAUACACGGGGGCACGUGCCAGUUAAGUGAAGGGCCUGUCAGUAUGGAGCUGAUCUUUUAUAUCCUUGAGAACAUCUCCUAGGAAAGACAUAUGUGUCUCCUCACAAACUGUCUGCCAUCGCCCAAACCAUUUGCACUUUAACCGCAAAAGAUUCAUUUUUCUUUUCUUUUGCUAACACUAGUAUUAGGUCAGGGUGUGAGAGGUGGACACCUGAACUCUUAAACCUUCUAUGCAUUUUCAGCAGUAAGGAACAAGCUGCAGCUGGGAAUUUCCUGUUAUUAACCCCAUGCGUGGCGUUAGAAGUGUUCAGUGGCACUGACUAUCUAGCUGUACAACCUUCUCUGGCUCCCUUAGGGACUGUGGUGCCAAGGGGAGAGACAUUCAAGUUUAAAAUGAAAACUCUAAAUACAAUCAGGAAUCUCACUCUGACCUCAUUUUAAUCAUCACUGCGACUUUUUAUUCCUGCUCGUUUUAUUAUUUUCAUCUGACUCAAGUUUACAUUGUCAAGACCAGCCUAAGCCUUCAACCCUUUCUCAUUUAAAUUACCUGCGCAUGGCAAGGAGACCUUUGUUACACAGCCUGAAAUAUACCAAUCACUACCCAACCCACAAGCAUGAAUCCAACGUUUUCCUGACUGGUUGGCUCUGCUGUGUAAGGGUCAGCAAUAUUAUUUUUCUACAGCUCACAAAACUUUGUCUAUGUCUGUCUUUCUCAUGGGGAAUUUGCAUCACCCACUGGGUAGCCCCUGGAGAGAAGGAUUUUACCUGUGUCAUUGGAAAGUAUGUAAUAUACAGUCUUAGUGUAUGGUGUUGCUAUGUAACACCUGGUUGACAGUGCAAUGCAAAGGCACUGAUUCUAUGGAAGGCUAUUGCGCUUAUAAAAAUAGUCUGUGAGAUCAUACACUGUACCAUAUGUUUCUGCUGGAAACCUUUCUGUCACCCUGUUAUCUGCUUGUUAAGAAAUGCCAGCUCUUCAUAACACUAUCGAUCAACCUAAUUACUUACAGGAGACAUACGGCUAUAUAAGAGACAGAUUUCAUGCCAGCCAGAAUCAGCCUAUAAUAUGCCCUCAUUUAUAGAAUGCAGUAUUUUAGCUUUUUUUUUGCAACUCUUAAUUUAAGGUUUUCUGUAGCCUUUUUUUAAACUAUAUUUAAUAACUAAUUUAUUUUUAUAGGGAGUCAGCUGCCUCUUCUGAUAAGCUAAUGCAUUGCCUUUUAUUCUAAAGAUUUAUUUAUGUUCCCAUUUGGUGCAGGAUUUAAGUGGAAGCUAAUAAUACGUGUACAAGGGGGUUAUGUAUCAUUGCUCCAGAGGUAAGGCAACUCAUACCUGCAAGUAUCAUUUAUUGGACCAAUACAAUGUAAUUUAGGAUCACACUGACAGUAUAUGUAGCAAAUAGUUAGCUCUGUGUUUUGUAUAGAAAUAUUAUGUGGACAAAAAGGUGUCAGUUAUUCAGUACUGCUGGGUACCGUCGCAGCAAUGAUAGGAAAUCUAUUCUAUUCCCUGAAUAGUGCGACCCAGCAGCAGCUUCCUCAAGUGGGUCACAGCCCAUUCUUCUGUACUGCUAGAAUUAGUAAAUGCUUCAGCCAUGGGUUACAAGCUGUGAUAUUAAAGUUUAUUGGUUUAUUGGAAUAAAAUAACAUAUUCAGUAGUUAUUAAAAAGAACUAUGUAUUGUUGGUGGAAAAUUUAAAGGUUAAAGCCAA